AUGUCCAUGAGGAGCCCCGUUUCUCCCCCCCUGGAGCUCGAUGGCGCGGGCAGCAUGGUGAACUGCACCAUCAAGACAGAGGAGAAGAAGGAGGGUGGCUAUGAGACCCCCCCAGGGGCUGCCCCCAGCACUGAGCCCCGUCCCUGCGACCCACCAGGGCCCCCACCGAGGGACAGCACCGACCCGCGCUCUGCCUUCGAGCCGGCUGUCAGCAGCCAGGAGAAGCUGGACUUCAACAGGAACUUGAAAGAGGUGAUGCCAACCAUUGAGAAGUUACUGUCCAGUGACUGGAAGGAGCGGCUGGGCAGGACCACUGCUGAGUGCAAGGAAGUGAAAGGAACCCAGGAGAGCCUGGCGGAGAAGGAGCUUCAGUUGCUUGUCAUGAUCAACCAGCUCUCCACGCUGCGGGACCAGCUCCUGACGGCCCACUCGGAGCAGAAGAACAUGGCCACGAUGCUCUUCGAGAAGCAGCAGCAGCAGAUGGAGCUGGCGAGGCAGCAGCAGGAGCAGAUCGCCAAGCAGCAGCAGCAGCUCAUCCAGCAGCAGCACAAAAUCAACCUCCUGCAGCAACAGAUCCAGGUAAACGUGGGGGACACCCCCUUGGACCUGCAGCCCAGCCCGUCCAACCUGCCUCUGGGGUUCCUGGGUGAAGGCGAUGCCAUCACCAAAGCCAUCCAGGACGCGCGGCAGCUGCUGCACGGGCACAGCGGAGCCAUGGAUGGAUCACUGAGCAACCCCUACCGCAAGGACCAUGUCGGGAUUGAUUCUUCCCCGGUGAAGGAGCGGAUGGAGGAGACCCCUGCCCACCGGCUGGAUGAGACUCUGUUGAGCUUUGAGAUGGAUGGCUCCCGGCACUUUCCGGAAUCCAGGAACAACAACCACAUCAAGCGGCCCAUGAACGCCUUCAUGGUGUGGGCAAAGGACGAGAGGAGGAAGAUCCUACAGGCCUUCCCAGACAUGCACAACUCCAGCAUCAGCAAGAUCCUGGGCUCCCGCUGGAAAUCCAUGUCAAACCAGGAGAAGCAGCCUUACUAUGAGGAGCAAGCCCGGCUGAGCCGGCAGCACCUGGAGAAAUACCCCGACUACAAGUACAAGCCCCGACCCAAACGAACCUGCAUCGUGGAGGGGAAGCGGCUGCGGGUGGGCGAGUACAAGGCAUUGAUGAGGAACCGGAGGCAGGAUGCCCGGCAGGGCUACGUGCUCGGGCCCCAGGGCAGCCAGAUGCCCCCCAGCUCGUCGGAUGUGCUGUCCCCGCGGCCGGUGGGCAUGCAGCUGAUGGAGCACUACCUGCCCCGCAGCAUGGAGCCCAGCAUGCCCGUCAUCGUCAACACCCGCAGCCUCAAGGAAGGGGAUGGAGGGGAGGACGGGCACUCGGUGCCUGAUGCUGAGAUGUUCCGCUACAGCGAGGAGGAGGACUCGGAGGGUGAGGACAAGAGCGACGGCGAGCUCGUGGUGCUGACGGACUGA
Messenger RNA from Nestor notabilis (Kea), 1467 nucleotides. It is a transcript of the gene SOX13, whose product is annotated as SRY (sex determining region Y)-box 13. NCBI's taxonomy places the organism in Eukaryota, Metazoa, Chordata, Aves, Psittaciformes, Psittacidae. The transcript has 11 exons. Gene Ontology annotation, cellular component: nucleus. The record is from RefSeq and is a predicted model, not a curated record. The coding region runs from base 1 to 1467 and encodes 488 amino acids. Gene Ontology annotation, biological process: regulation of transcription by RNA polymerase II; cell fate commitment. Gene Ontology annotation, molecular function: RNA polymerase II cis-regulatory region sequence-specific DNA binding; DNA-binding transcription factor activity, RNA polymerase II-specific.